Molecule: messenger RNA, 1490 nt
Organism: Zootoca vivipara (common lizard)
Lineage: Eukaryota; Metazoa; Chordata; Lepidosauria; Squamata; Lacertidae
Source: RefSeq, a predicted model, not a curated record
AUGAGGGACUGCUGGAUAUCGCGAAGCGUGGGUUGGGCAAAACUGAAGAACCAAGACGGAUUGCGAUUGUGGGAGCCGGGGUUGCUGGACUUACAGCUGGGAAAGUGCUGCUGGACGCUGGACACAAGAAUUGUCCGGGAAUAUGUUGCAAAAUAUGGCCUGAAAUUAAACCAUUAUUCAGAUGGCAAUGGCAACGCCUGGUACCUGGUGAACAAUAUCCGAGCCAGAGUCAAAGAGGUGGAGAAGAAUCCAGACAUUCUGAGAUACCCUGUAGGUCCCUCCGAACGUGGGAAGUCUGCUGUGGAGCUGUAUUACGAAGCGUUGAAACCGAUAGAAGAGGACUUGACGAGAUCAAACUGCAGCCACGUGCUUGAAAAAUACGAUGCCUAUUCUCUCAAGGCAUAUCUGAUCGAAAAGGGAAAUCUAAGCCAUGCAGCCGUCCGAAUGAUUGGAGACCUGAUUAACCUGAGCGCAGAGUUUUCCCGCAGUUUCACUGAAUUCCUCCGAGAAGUUUUCCUGUUUACCCGUGAAAAGAGUUGGAUGAGCAUGUCUAGCAGAAAUGACUUCUCCAGCCUUUUCUUGAUCUCCAGGUAUGAUGAGAUCACUGGUGGGUUUGAUAUGCUGCCCAGGGCCAUUCACCAGUCCCUCCCAGCUGGCGCAGUGAUGCUCAACAGCACCGUGACAGAGAUCCACAGAGAAGGGGACACAGUUUCGGUACUCUACCAUCCUUCCAGCUCCCUGGAGUCGUCAGGCACCAUCCUGGCUGACUACGUCAUUGUCACAUCCACAGCAGAGGCCACACGCCUCAUCCGCUUCCACCCUCCCCUCUCGCCUGCCAAGACCCAGGCACUCCGUUCUCUGCGCUCCACGGGAGCCACCAAAGUGGCCUUGGCCUGCGCUAAGAAGUUCUGGGAGGAAGAAGGGGAAGAGAUCUACGGUGGAACCUCCACCAGUGACCUGCCCUCCAGGAUCACCACAUACCCCAGCCGCAACUUCUCCAGCGGCCUGGGGGUCAUCCUGGGCUCCCAGACUUACGGGGACGACUCGGAGUUUUUCACCCCCCUCAGCCCCCAACAGGCUGUCGAGGUGGUUCUGAGGGACUUGUCCACGAUCCACCGGCGCCCCCUGGAAGAGCUGAGGCGUCUUUGCAGCAGGUGGGUGGUCAAAAAAUGGAGCCUGGACCCCCACGCCAUGGGGGCCUUCACCCUCUUCAGGCCUUACCAGCUGAGCGAACACGCAGAGGCCCUCGCCCGCAAGGAGGGGAGGGUCUAUUUUGCCGGAGAGCACACGGCUUUGCCACAUGGUUGGAUUGACACGGCGAUGAAAUCGGCCCUGAGGGCAGCCAGGGAUGUCCACCGGCACACAGGGGCUCAGGGCUGUGGUCAUGAGACAGGCAUUUUUGGUGAUCAAGGGGGUGGCUCGGAAGUUGUAAACCUCCUUGAUCCGUUGUAAGGCUAUGCCGCCUUGAAAAAUUCAGAAGCAGUGAGUAA